AUGAGUAGAAAAGGAGUUAUACCAAAAGAGUGGAGACUGUCCAGACGGCUCUAUCGAGAAACAGCGCCCAACCGCGCAGUCCGGCUGGCCGAGGAACGCAUGUUCCGCGCUCGGCCAAAGCUCGUCCGUCCGACUGAAGUCUCGGCCAAAGUCCAAAACCACUCGGCCGAUCACGCAUCACGACCCGGGAAACUCAAGCCCGCGGUCGGCCACGCCACACCGCCACGCCAACCGCGCACGACCAAAGCGCGCGAGCCGGGAAGUAAGCCUCGCGGCCGCGCAACUCGUUCACGUACCGCGCCGAACGCUCCGUCCGACCCGGGAGAACGCCCACGUCCGGCCGAGAGAUUUCAUCGGCCAAACUAUCCGUCGACCACGCCGACCGACCGUGAAUCCGUCCGACCCCGACCGUUCCGACUCGGCCACAACCCGAUUGUCCGGCCGAUCGUCCCGCACGACCGUCCCAACGCCGCGGUCGACCCGAAGCCCUUUUUGAAGCCCAAACUUAUGUUUUCAAGCCCGGCUUAA
Messenger RNA from Microthlaspi erraticum, 528 nucleotides. NCBI's taxonomy places the organism in Eukaryota, Viridiplantae, Streptophyta, Magnoliopsida, Brassicales, Brassicaceae. The record is from the annotation of a GenBank genome assembly.